Molecule: messenger RNA, 1016 nt
Organism: Rubroshorea leprosula
Lineage: Eukaryota; Viridiplantae; Streptophyta; Magnoliopsida; Malvales; Dipterocarpaceae
Source: the annotation of a GenBank genome assembly
CCAACAAAUGUAAUCAUGAAAACGGAUACAGUACGGGAACGAAAUAGACGUCUCCUCUAUAGGUCACGGCCAGUGUUAUAAACCUCCCACUGGCGGGCUACAGAAAUUACUAGUGUUUAACCCCCACUAGUAGGGUUACAGAAACGAACCGGUUCUAUCAGAAACAUGUCGACAUGUGCUAGUGUUUAACCCCCACUAGCAGGAUUACAGAAACAUGUGCUAGCGUUUAACCCCCACUAGCGGGAUUACAGAAAUAACAUGACCAUAUCGGAGACAAAACAGGCUGAAGUUAACAGAAAAUCAUUCUUUACAAAUAACUUUCAAGUCAUCAGGACAAUCACAUGAACUUCAAGUAGGCAUGCUCAAUUUCAUGAAAAGCACAAAACAUUUCACUUCAAAUCAGUCAUGCUCGUGUAAAACGGGUUUAGUCUCGCCACCACUUCAAAAACAAAUCAAAACAUGCUUUUAAAACAAUGGGGACGCUGGAAAAUGGCUGGGUUCACUUCGGCUGCAGCAGGGAGAAAAACAGAGCAGACGCGAAAAUGGCUGGGAGAAGGAAGGAAAGAAAAGAAAAAGGAAAAAGAGAUGAGUCAGCCGGCCUUAUCCAAUAAGAGUUUUAACCCCUUUAAGGUCUACCACGAAAUAUCCAUACAUUGGAUACCCAUGCAUCUCGUUGAUUUCUUGCUUUGAAAAAAGCUGUCCCCUCAAAUAAUAGAGGGCCUACAUACUAGCCGAAACUAUUACAAGUUGCUUGUCUUCAUUUUGUUUUCACUGGUUCAACAAUUGAUGUGUCCGACAUUUCCGGCUUUUCAAGAACGCGGUCCUUACUGUUCCCUGCUUUUCAAAAUGUUAAAGCUGAAAUGCAGGCAUUACUAUUAUGAAUAGGAGUUCUUCUCUAUAAUUACAAGCCACGUCUAUAUGCCUGAAGCAGGCUUGUUCUGUUCCCCAAUAAACAUUAGUCUCCCAUCCAUCAAGUCUUAAUUUCUUUUAUGAUAUAAUAAUAAGUUACUGUUCUA